Messenger RNA from Anopheles funestus (African malaria mosquito), 3093 nucleotides. RefSeq names its product chitin deacetylase 1 (gene Cda4). The transcript has 7 exons. Gene Ontology annotation, cellular component: extracellular region. Gene Ontology annotation, molecular function: chitin binding. The coding region runs from base 1204 to 2688 and encodes 494 amino acids. Gene Ontology annotation, biological process: carbohydrate metabolic process. The record is from RefSeq and is a predicted model, not a curated record. NCBI's taxonomy places the organism in Eukaryota, Metazoa, Arthropoda, Insecta, Diptera, Culicidae.
UUUUCGGUGCCCACCUGUGGCUGUGUGCGUUGACUAUAAUAGUCCGCAAUCCACAACCCGAUAUGACAUAUCUGGGCGACUCAAGAUCUUCACUGGAGAUGUACCAGAGAAAUGUCUCCAUACUUUGGACACACAAUCUAGGGUUUUGAGUAAGAGAAGAACUAUAGAAGAUUCUGUAGAAUAUAAAUGUUGAGACUCUUCAAAUCUUAUACUCUUAAAGGAACCGACUGACCAGGUAGUUCAGUUCCAAAAAGCUGUGAUUCGGCGAAACACAAAACAGAUCUCCAUUGGGGAAGUGUUCUUAAGCGAUUACCACCUUUGAGAGCAGACACGCAGCCAGUCAGACGCCUUUCUAUAGUACGGGAGGUCUGCUUCGUACGACUCGGCAUCACUCCUAUAAGCAUGCAUGAUGCUAUCCUCUCUCUCUUUCUCUCUCUUUAUCUCUAUCUCUCUUUCUCACUCUCAUUUCAUCUCUCUCUCUUUCGCACGCUCUUUCUAUUCGGAUCUACCCCUACCUUAUGCAGCAGUCCCCGUAUUCGCAUGGCAUUGCUGUGUGGGUAAGGUGUGUGUGCAAGACCCAACCCAGUGGGGGGAUACGAGACUGGUGACCCCAACGCCAGUUUAGAUCCGAACGCAAACGAGACUGGCAGCACUCAGCGCCAGUGCAGGCAGUGGUCAAUAGUAGACAAGCAAGUCUUGGUUUGCAGCUCCAAAUCGAUCUACAAUCAACUGCCAUUCCGGGUGGGCGAAAACCAAGAGCAGUGCCGACGCUGCGAUCAAACUAUAAUCACCCGCCAUUCGGCACAGACCGCCACCCGGGCGGGAUCCUGCACCGAUACUAGUCUUGUUUUUUACUUGCUCACGUUUUGACCAAAGUUUGUUCGGUGGUGUGUAGUUGCCGGGUAGUUACCCUCCUCCGUAAGGCUGUGCGAGUGCGAGUGUGUGUCCGGCGGGUCGAUGAUACCGAGACCGUUUUGUCGUUUAGCGCUGUGAGUCCUAACACCUCGGGAAGUAGUAUAGUUUGCUUAAGAGAAAGCGUGUGGCGUGAUUGUGUUACUGUGUGUGUCUGUGUUUGUGUAUGUGGAUUAGCACACCAACCCGGAAGCAGUAGUGUUGAGACGCAGUGUAAUUUGGACGCCCGAGGAUCACGUCCAGCAAUCGUCCAAUACUUCAUCGACGGCAACGAAAACCCAGGGCGACAUCAUGCGUGCCCUAGUCGUGGCUUUAUUCGGAGCCGCCGUCUGUCUAGCAAACGCCCAACAAAACAAGGAGGAGAAGGAGUUCAAGUGUCCCAUCGAGCAAGGCAACGGUAACUUCGCCGAUCCGGUCACAUGCCGUCGAUUUUAUCAGUGCGUUGAUGGAUUUCCGUACCUAAAUCGCUGCCCAUCCGGUCUGUACUUCGAUGACAUCCAGAAGUACUGCACUUUCAAGGCGGAGGCAAAAUGUGGUCCACUAGCGUCAACACCGGCAGCGACAACCGAAUCACCGAUCGAUCUGGCGAAAAAAUGUAAUCCGGCCGAGUGUGAGCUGCCGUACUGCUACUGCAACAAGGAUGGCACCCUGAUCCCGAAAGGUCUCGACCCAGAAGAGACGCCACAGAUCAUUCUGCUCACCUUCGACGGUGCCGUCAAUCUGAACAACUACGAUCACUACCGGAAGGUGUUUAACGGCAAGCGAAAAAAUCCGAACGGUUGUGAUAUCAAGGGUACCUUCUUCAUCUCGCACGAGUACAGCAACUACCAGCAGAUCCAGACGCUCGCCAACGAUGGACACGAAAUUGCUGUCGAAACCAUCUCCCUGCAGAUGGGUCUCCAGGAUAAGGGUUACGAGGAGUGGGUCGGUGAGAUGAUUGGCAUGCGUUCGAUUCUGAAGCACUUCUCGAACGUCACGGCGAACGAAAUCAAUGGUAUGCGGGCACCGUUCCUGAAGCCGGGCCGUAACACCCAGUACAAGGUGAUCGAAGACUUUGGCUUCAUCUACGAUAGCUCGAUCAGUGUACCGCCGAACCCGAUCCCGGUGUGGCCGUACACGCUCGACUAUAAGAUACCGCACGAGUGUAAGAGCGGCACCUGUCCGACGAAAUCGUUCCCGGGCAUCUGGGAGGUACCGCUGAAUGCGCACUUCGUCGAGAGCUACGAAGGGGGCCACUGCCCGUACAUGGACCAGUGCGUGCUGCACAAUCACGACGCGGAGGAGGUGUUUGCAUGGCUACAGGAGGACUUCGAACGGUACUACUACCAGAACAAGGCACCGUACAUGAUGCCGUUCCACACGAACUGGUUCCAGAUUAAGGAGCUCGAGCGUGGUCUACACAAGUUCCUUGACUGGACGCAAACGAUGCCGGACGUAUGGUUCGUGACGAUCACGCAGGCACUCACCUGGAUUACCGAUCCGAAAACGAACAAGCAGCUCGGCGGGUACGAACCGUGGAACUGCAAGAGCAAAAACACCCAAACGCCGAAACCGUGCAACCUCUCGAACAAGUGUGCGCUCGCAUUCAAGGAACCGACGUCAAACAUUAGCGAUACCCGCUACAUGGAGACCUGCUUCGAUUGCCCGGCCGUCUAUCCCUGGCUCGGCGAUUCGCACGGUUCCGGCAUCCCCGGCCGUGACAACUACAUCGACCAAUCGGAGGGUGGCGGUGGUAGUGCCGGGCGCGACCAAGGCGAUGACGAGGAGCAGAAGUAAGCCGUACGAGGCGUUGCUUUGGUCCCUAAUUUUUAGAUGUAACGUUUUUCAUUUAAAACAAAAUAAUAUUCGAGCUCCGUUGCGAUGAAGGGACACCUUCCCUUCCCCCCGGAACGGAAGCACCCUGUGUGUGCACGCUGAUUAACAGCAUCACAGAAUAGUGUGGGGAACAAAACAAAUAAAAACAAAAAAAACAUUCGAAACCCGUUUGACCAAGAGAGUACCAACGUUCCGUAAUCUAACCGAUCCAUAUAGACAGCGGGACAGUGUUGUGAAACAGGAUAUGUAAUGUUUCCUACAUGAUACAAUUUAGAAACCCAUGGAACCGGGCAAAAAAACCUGUCCUCGAACAUGUAUGGUUGACUUCCGAUACAUAAGAACGUUGAAUAAACUCACACAAAAAUA